AUGAAUUUCUCAUCGACUCAAAAUUUGACAAGCGAAGUUGUCACUGUCAAACCAUACCAGGACUUCAGUGGGACCUAUAUUGGAGAUAUCAACAGUUAUAUUGCUGGAAUCGUCAGUUUAUUCUCUAAUUUAACUUUGAUUUAUGCUACAUCACAAGUGAAAACUUUCACGAGUUCUGUUCGAUUCUCGCAGUAUGCCAUAUCCGUAUUGAGGUUGAUUUUCUCAUUUAGCAUCAUGUUGACUUGUCCGAGUAUAGAAUAUGAGCUUGAAACAGAAUCCCUGUACAUCAUAAAAAAUGGAUUCUACCUGCCAGUAUUUCUUGGAGAAAUUCUUCUUGCUGUGUUCAUUGUAUCGAUUGUAAUGUCUUGUAAUGGACCAGCAGUUCAAUAUUUACAAGUUGCAGUGAUGCUCGCUUCAUCUUCUAGACAACAAUCAAAAUGCUCAAUCUCAAUCAUGCCUAUCCUAGUGGCUGUUCCCACUGCAAUUCUUGUUUAUUUUGGAUACGUUCCACAGUUUUAUGACGCCCAGAUAUCCAAAUACUUUCUUGAUAGAAUAAGUCAACAAGGGAUCACUUCUUUAUUGAUAGUUACUGUACAUCUGACAACAUCAACAGGUCACUUCAACUUUGACAUGAUGUCCCAAGUUUGCACAUUUUUUAUUCUGAUAGUCAUGUUUAUAUCUUUGACAAUCACUAUUGUCUGUUAUUUAAGUAUUAGAAGACAUAUGAAAUGUCGAAGACUAGAAGUGGGUACAACAACUCAGAACACUCAAGAACAGCUGAAUACGGUGUUGUUAAUACAGUUUCUUUUCCCAUUCCUGACGAUUCACAUUCCAUUUUAUAUCACCUUCAUACUUCCUUUCUUCAAUAAUGACAUUGAUUUUCUAACUGAUAUCAUGCUACAUUUAUGUGCGUGGUGUCCUGCGAUCAACCCAAUUAUUGUUAUGAUCAUGGUCAAGAAUUUCAAUGAUUUCCCACUGGGAGAUAUCAGUAAUUAUUGUGCCGCGGUCACCUCAAUUAUUUCAAAUUCACUAUUGAUUUUUGCAACGUCUCAAGUGAAAAGUUACAAUCGAAAUGUGAGAAUUGCAAUGUAUUAUAUGGCAUUCUGGAGAUUUGUUUUCUCAGUCACUCUUGGGUUGACUAGUCCGGUAAUCAAAUACUAUUCUUCUAUGAAAACCAUGUACAUUAUCAAAAACGGAUUCACCCUCCCCAGUCCAAUUGGAGAGAUUUUGUUGGUUGUUUUCAUAGUGACAAUUGUAAUGUUUUGCAACGGACCGACUGUACAGUAUCUACAAGUGAAAACUAUUCUGAAAGCAACAUCGAAACAAGACGUCAGUUUUUGUAUCUAUCUCAUCCCAUUGAUAAUUGGUAUCCCAAUAGUUGUCCUUAUUUACUUCGGAUACAUUCCGAACCCUCAAAAUAUAAUGUUCCCUCCUCAACUUGUUGAGAAGAUGAAACUUCAAGGAAUCGCUACUUUUUUAAUGGUUCCAAUGAGUUUGGAGGUGGAGAAAAUGGAAAUUAUGGCAUUAGCAUGCACUUUAUUUAUUCUUCUCGUUAUGAUUGUAUCCAUAGUAUUCGCAAUUUUCAACUUCAUUAGUAUACAGUUCUUGAUGAAAGAAAAACUGAAAUCAAGUGCCAGUAACAACUCGAAAAAGUCACAAGAGCAGUUGAAUACAAAUCUUUUGCUUCAGUUCAUCUUCCCAUUCUUCACCAUCCACACCCCGUUUUUCAUCACCUUCGCACUCCCAUUUUUCGAUAAAAAUCUGGAAUUCUUAUCUGAUAACAUGUUGUAUUUAUCUGCUUGGUGCCCAGCAGCCAACCCAAUUAUCCUGAUGUGUGUAGUCAAGAUGAUGGAACACUACACGACAAACUCGUGGCUGGAAGAGGCAAAUGCUGGAGUUGCUGGAGUUGUUUCACUCAUUGCAAAUAUUCUUUUGAUUUAUCUGACGACAAAAGUAAAAACUUACUCGGAUACUACGAUAAUGUACCUAGACGAAGUGAAAUCCCUUUACAUUGUCAAGGGAGGAGUUGAGAUUCAUGCAGACAUCGGCCGAUUUCUCCUCAAUCUCUUUUUGGUAUUCGUAGUCACAUCUUGCACCGGACCGUCUGUUCAGUAUCUUCAAGUGGCCUAUUUACUAUCCAAUCCUACCCUAAAGAAUCAUUCAGUUUUGCGAACUAUGAUCACAUUAAUUCCAUUAUUUGUGGCUAUCCCAACAGCUGUUUUGAUUUUCAAUGGUUAUACACCGAAUGAGUAUGAAAUGGAUAUAUCGAAAGAGUUGAUUGAAGAGAUCACUGGGAAGAAUAACAGUUCUUUUUUGAUUGCUUCAGAAGAAAAGAUUUUCAUGGCAACAUCUGGAACAUACGAAUAUGAUAUUCCUGCCCGGAUUUGUACUUUCUUCAUGUUCUUCGCUAUGAUCUUUUCUCUUAUUGUGGUGAUUGUCUGUUUCAUUCAUAUGCAGUUUACAAUGAAAAAGAAGAACUCGAUUAGCAACAAGAAAUCACAGAAACAAUUGAACUUAUUACUUUUUGUUCAGUUCAUCUUCCCAUUCAUCACAAUCCAUAUCCCAUUCUACACUGCUUUCAUACUCCCAUAUCUCGAUCUUGAGUAUAAUGAUUUAUCUUCUAAACUUCCAUUUAUGUUCGCGUGGUGUCCAGCUAUCAAUCCGAUAUUGGUUAUCUGCAUGAUCAAGAAUGUGCGUGACACUCUUCUCAACAGAAAAGGAACUCCUCUCACUGGAACAACAUUCACCACUUCUACUCAUAUAUUUCAUACAAGAAGCUCAACACAGAUCAGGAAAUAA
Caenorhabditis remanei is the source of this 2799-nucleotide messenger RNA. RefSeq lists its product as uncharacterized. The transcript has 16 exons. NCBI's taxonomy places the organism in Eukaryota, Metazoa, Nematoda, Chromadorea, Rhabditida, Rhabditidae. The record is from RefSeq and is a predicted model, not a curated record. The coding region runs from base 1 to 2799 and encodes 932 amino acids.